Molecule: messenger RNA, 5856 nt
Organism: Perognathus longimembris pacificus (Pacific pocket mouse)
Lineage: Eukaryota; Metazoa; Chordata; Mammalia; Rodentia; Heteromyidae
Gene: Rapgef6
Product: Rap guanine nucleotide exchange factor 6
Exons: 30
Coding region: 247-5082 (1611 amino acids)
Biological process (GO): small GTPase-mediated signal transduction; positive regulation of ERK1 and ERK2 cascade
Molecular function (GO): guanyl-nucleotide exchange factor activity; protein binding
Source: RefSeq, a predicted model, not a curated record
CGCGCGCGCGGGCUUCUUUCUGGCCAGUCGCGCGUGGGCUGUGGGCCCAGGGCGGGCGUUGCGAAGAGUUUGUUUGCUUUGCGGCUGUGUGUGGAUGUGCCGUGUUGUGUUUUAAAUCUCGAGACAGCUCGGGGGUUCCCUGCGUGUGUCGGGAGGGCAACACACCCCCCUCUCCCCCCGACGAGAGGUGAAAUGGGCUGUCCGGUGGGCUGCUAGAGAGGGGGAAGGGUGGGGCCGGAGGCGGCCAUGAACUCGCCCGUGGACCCCGGCGCUCGGCAGGCGCUGAGGAAGAAGCCGCCGGAGCGGACGCCUGAGGACUUAAAUACUAUUUAUUCUUAUCUUCAUGGAAUGGAAAUACUAUCGAAUCUCAGGGAACCUCAACUUAGGUUAAUGUCUGAAAGAGCACGCUAUGAAAGAUACAGUGGCAAUCAGAUACUUUUUUGUUCAGAAACCAUUGCCAGAUGUUGGUAUAUCCUGCUUUCUGGGUCUGUGCUUGUGAAAGACUCCAUGGUCUUGCCUCCUUGCAGUUUUGGUAAGCAGUUUGGAGGAAAAAGAGGAUGUGAUUGUCUUGUAUUAGAGCCUUCAGAAAUGAUUGUGGUAGAGAAUUCCAAAGAUAAUGAAGAUAGUAUUCUACAAAGAGAAAUUCCUGCUAGACAGUCUCGUCGAAGGUUUCGGAAAAUUAACCAUAAAGGAGAGCGUCAAACCAUAACUGAUGAUGUGGACAUUAAUAGCUACCUUUCUCUUCCAGCUGACCUUACCAAGAUGCACCUCACAGACAACCCUCACCCACAGGUGACUCACGUGUCCUCUAGUCAGUCUGGUUGUAGCAUUGCCAGUGACUCUGGGAGCAGCAGUUUGUCUGAUAUCUAUCAGGCUACAGAGAGUGAAGUAGGAGAUGUAGAUUUAACACGUCUUCCAGAGGGACCUGUUGAUUCUGAGGAUGAAGAAGAGGAGGAGGAAGAGAUUGACCAAACAGAUCCAUUGCAGGGGAGAGAUCUUGUUCGAGAAUGUCUUGAGAAAGAACCUGCAGAUAAAACUGAUGAUGACAUUGAGCAAUUACUUGAGUUCAUGCACCAGCUCCCUGCUUUUGCAAACAUGACCAUGUCUGUGAGGAGAGAGCUGUGUUCAGUGAUGAUUUUCGAAGUGGUGGAGCAAGCUGGAGCUGUUAUUCUUGAAGAUGGGCAAGAGCUUGACUCUUGGUAUGUUAUUUUAAACGGCACUAUAGAAAUCAGUCAUCCAGAUGGAAAAGUUGAAAAUCUCUUUAUGGGAAAUAGUUUUGGAAUUACUCCCACUCUGGAUAAGCAGUACAUGCAUGGAAUCGUCAGGACUAAAGUAGAUGACUGUCAGUUUGUCUGCAUAGCUCAGCAGGAUUAUUGGCGCAUUUUAAAUCAUGUGGAGAAAAAUACCCAUAAAGUUGAAGAAGAGGGAGAAAUUGUUAUGGUGCAUGAACACCGUGAGCUAGACAGAAGUGGAACCAGGAAAGGACACAUUGUCAUCAAGGCAACACCUGAGCGUCUCAUCAUGCAUUUGAUAGAAGAACAUUCCAUUGUGGACCCAACUUAUAUAGAAGAUUUUCUGUUAACUUACAGAACAUUUCUUAAAAGUCCUCUGGAUGUGGGAGUCAAACUAUUGGAAUGGUUUAAGAUUGACAGCUUAAGGGACAAGGUGACACGAAUUGUAUUAUUAUGGGUAAAUAAUCAUUUCAAUGAUUUUGAAGGUGAUCCUGCUAUGACGCGAUUUCUAGAGGAGUUUGAAAAACAUCUGGAAGAUACAAAGAUGAAUGGUCACCUCCGGUUAUUGAAUAUUGCCUGUGCUGCAAAGGCCAAGUGGAGACAGGUUGUGCUGCAGAAGGCUUCCCGAGAGUCCCCUCUGCACUUCAGCCUCAGUGGAGGAAGUGAAAAGGGAUUUGGUGUCUUUGUGGAAGGAGUAGAACCUGGUAGCAAAGCUGCAGAUGCAGGGCUGAAACGGGGUGAUCAGAUAAUGGAAGUGAAUGGACAAAACUUUGAGAACAUUACAUUUGUGAAGGCCCUUGAAAUUUUAAGGAAUAAUACUCAUCUUGCACUCACAGUGAAGACCAACAUUUUUGUGUUCAAAGAAUUACUUAGUCGGACUGAACAAGAGAAGUCUGGUAUUCCUCAUAUUCCCAAAAUUGCCGAAAAGAAAAGUAAUCGCCAUUCAAUCCAAGAUGUGCCAGGAGAUAUUGAACCGACAUCCCAAGAGAAAGGAAAUAAGAAAGUUAAAGCAAAUACUGUUUCGGGUGGAAGAAACAAAAUCAGGAAAAUUUUGGAUAAAACACGAUUUAGCAUCCUGCCUCCAAAACUAUUUAGUGAUGGAGGCUUGAGCCAGUCACAAGAUGACAGCAUUGUGGGAACUAGACACUGCAGACACAGCCUGGCUAUAAUGCCUAUUCCUGGAACACUCUCAUCCAGCAGCCCUGAUCUCCUGCAGCCUACCACCAGCAUGUUGGAUUUUUCCAAUCCUUCAGAUAUUCCUGAUCAAGUCAUAAGAGUCUUCAAAGCAGAUCAACAGAGCUGCUACAUUAUCAUCAGUAAAGACACUACAGCAAAAGAAGUGGUUUGUCAUGCUGUCCAUGAAUUUGGUUUGACUGGGGCAACUGACACAUACUCUCUCUGUGAAGUUUCUGUUACUCCUGAAGGUGUCAUAAAACAGAGAAGACUUCCAGACCAGUUCUCCAAACUAGCUGAUAGAAUUCAACUCAAUGGAAGGUAUUACUUAAAAAAUAACAUGGAAACAGAGACACUGUGUUCAGAUGAAGAUGCACAAGAGCUGGUUAAGGAAAGCCAGCUGUCCAUGCUACAGCUCAGCACCAUUGAAAUGGCCACCCAGCUGUCCAUGAGGGACUUCGAUUUAUUUCGUAACAUUGAGCCUACUGAAUACAUUGAUGAUCUUUUCAAGUUAGACUCCAAGCGGGGAAAUGCUCACUUGAAAGAGUUUGAGGACAUUGUAAACCAAGAGACAUUCUGGGUUGCCUCAGAGAUUUUAACUGAAUCAAAUCAGCUCAAACGAAUGAAGAUUAUUAAACAUUUUAUUAAAAUUGCACUUCAUUGUCGAGAAUGUAAGAACUUCAAUUCCAUGUUUGCUAUAAUAAGUGGCUUAAAUCUGGCACCUGUAGCUCGACUUAGAGGUACCUGGGAAAAGUUACCAAGCAAAUAUGAGAAACAUCUCCAAGAUCUACAAGACCUUUUUGAUCCAUCAAGAAACAUGGCAAAAUACAGAAAUAUUCUCAGUAGUCAAAGCAUGCAGCCUCCUAUCAUUCCACUCUUCCCUGUUGUCAAGAAAGAUAUGACAUUUCUACAUGAAGGAAAUGACUCCAAAGUAGAUGGCCUAGUAAACUUUGAGAAGCUCAGAAUGAUUGCCAAGGAAAUUCGCCAAGUUGUUCGAAUGACUUCUGCAAAUAUGGACCCCGCUAUGAUGUUCCGACAGAGGAAGAAGAGGUGGCGGAGUGUGGGGUCAUUGAGUCAGGGCAGCACAAAUUCAAACAUGCUGGACGUGCAAGGAGGUACUCACAAGAAGCGGGCACGCCGCAGCUCUCUACUGAAUGCCAAGAAGCUGUACGAGGAGGCCCAGAUGGCGCGCAAAGUGAAGCAGUACCUCUCGGGUCUGGAUGUAGAGACAGAUGAGGAGAGGUUCCAGGCGAUGUCUCUGCAGUGGGAGCCUGCAUAUGGUACCUUGACCAAGAAUUUAAGUGAGAAAAGAUCAGCCAAAUCAUCUGAAAUGUCUCCUGUGCCUUUGAGGUCAGCUAGCCAGACAGCCAAAGCCCACAUGCAUCAGCCCCACCGAGGGAGCCAGAUGCUCCCGGUGCCCGCCGUUAACCUGCACCCCGUCAGGAAGAAGGUGCAAGCGAGAGACUCCGCGCUGAGUACAAGUUUACCUCAGAAAGUUUUAGGGCCACCUGAAGAAGGGAGCGGCAAGAGACACGCAGAAGACAGCGUCUCCAUGGCAUCCUCCCUGCACUCCAGCCCCCCCGCCUCUCCGCAGGGCUCCCCGCGCAAAGGUUACACACUUUUACCAUCAGCUAAAUCUGACAACUUGUCUGACUCCAGCCACAGCGAGAUUUCCUCCCGGUCAAGCAUCGUGAGCAACUGCUCCAUGGACUCCAUGUCUGCUGGGCUUCCGGACGAGCGGGGCCCGGCCCAGCCCCUGCCAGGCCCCGAGCUCAGCGCCGCCGCCGACAAGGAGCGCAUGUCGGGAAUGGUGGAGCACGGUCAGCUUGGUCCUGGGUGGACACUUUCAAAGCCAUCUUUAGUCAAGGGCUUAGCCGUCUCGUCGUCCAUGAGCAGUGAGGAGAUUUCUCAUGAGCACGUCAUCAUCGAAGCGGCCGACAGUGGUCGAGGAAGCUGGACUUCCUGUUCAAGCAGUUCCCAUGACAACUUCCAGAACCUUCCCAACCCCAAAGGCUGGGACUUUUUGAAUUCCUACAGACACACUCAUCUGGAUGACCCCAUUGCUGAAGUUGAGCCUGCAGACUGUGAACCCCAUUCCUGUCCUAAAGGCUGCUCUAGAACGUGUGGCCAGUGUAAAGGGAGCCUGGAGCCGGGGGAGCUGCGACAGAGCUGGGCGUCCUCCAGCUCCCUGUCAGACAGUUGCGAACCCAACUACGGGACAGUCAAGCGGAGAGCGAUGGAGAGCGCCCCCGCCGCGCCCCCCGACAGCCUGGACCACAAGGACGCCACUGACCCGCUUUACAAAACUGUCACGUCAAGCACAGAGAAGGGCUUGAUUGUAUACUGUGUCACCUCACCCAGGAAGGACGGUAGGUUUAGGGAGCCGCCUCCCACUCCUCCAGGAUACCUGGGGAUCUCUCUAGCCGACCUUCAGGAAGGACCCCACCCGCACCUAAAACCUCCAGAGUAUAGUGUGGCCGUGCAGAGGUCAAAGAUGAUGCAGAACAGCCUCUGCAGGCCAGCGCCAGCUUCUCUCGGGAGCUGCCCUGGGGCCUGUGUCCCCUCGAAGAUGCUAACUCAGCCUCACAGGCAUAAUGCACAGCCAGCCCGACCUAGGCUAACAGAGGUGACUGACGCAGAUAGCCAAGCAGAUGAAGAACAGGUGUCAGCAGUCUAGCCGUUGAGCCGCCCACUCGAAGACAGCCACUGGAAGUCCUGGCGGAGCGUGGGGUCUGCCGCUGCUUGCUGCUACUCACCAGAGGCUCCAUCCCCUGCGCUCCUCGAGUGAGACUCCCCUUGCCGGGCCUGACUGCCCAGACCUGCCUUAGGACUCACGUGACAGUGCAAACUCCAGUCAGCCCAUAGGUCACUAUUGAGUGUCUCAGAUCUUUGUAAACAUAGCGGUAUUAUUUCCAAGCCAGAGCUUGGGCUAGGGGACAGAGUCGGAAUCUUGGCCAGCACCAAGGAUGUUCUUGUGUAUUUGGGAAGUAACUUAUUAUUUGAAGUGCUGUGGUUGUGUGAGGGGAGCGCUUGUUAGCGAUGUGUGUUUGAGGCCAUGAAAGGGAGUCUGGUUUGACCCAACAGAGUUGUCUUUGUAGAGAUGAGUACAGUGGUGCCUGGGCGGGGCACCAGUGCCUGCGGGACCAGCCACAGACAAGGCUGGGGGGCAGUAACCCUGCUCGUGAAGAUCAUUCAUCUAAUGAUAUGAUAGUGGGAAGUAGAAAUUUCAACUAUAGAGGUCUAAAUAUAGCUUUGGAAUCAUGAAGAUGAAUUUGCGAUUGUGCAGUCUUCUUCCUAUGUACCACCCCUACCUACACCACUGGAUUGCAUCAAUCUAGAAAACCCCCUGGCUUUGAGGCCCUUAGUAAGCUAAGUAGCCCUCCAAGGGCUGUAGUGGCCUGAAAAUUCUGCCAGAUGCUGGCAGCUCGCACCUGUCAUCCUAACUACUCAG